UAUUUUAAUAAUUCUUAUGAUAAGAUUCAAUAAAAAAUAACAUCUAAAUAACAUUUUUAAACAAAGUUAAUAAUUUUUUUUCUAUUCCUAAAAUUCUAACCUCAACCUCGUGUUUCCAUACACAUCAUGUCAAAAACAAAAAAAAACCUUGGUCGCAUCAAAAAUUAACAUGUCACACUUAGCACUCCUAUUCUCGCUGUUGGCUAACCUGCAUUGAACGAAAUAAAAAUGGCUAACGCCAAAAUUCCCCGAUUUGUUUGUGCUCGCAAUUUCAAUUGAAUAAAAUACCAAUUCCAUCGCGAAAUUCUUUCUCAAAAUAUAAUUAAAAUUUAAAUUAAAUAUAACUUUAAAGUUUGACAACAUUUUCAACAAUCAACAAAUAAAGUUAAACGUGUUAAUUUGUGUUUAAAAAUUUCGCCAAUACAAAACCCACGAUAAAUUUUUUUUCCAAACUCCAAUCCAAUUGUGUGAUAUGAAAGAAAAGUGAAUUUCAUUAAAUUUCAUCUAAAAAUCAUAAAGAAAACUUAAAAUUCAACUGAUUAUUGCUCAAGUGAUGUAAAAUUAAUAUUAAUUUUGCAAUUAUUUCACAAAUUAAAUGUGAAAAAGAACUUUGCAAACCAGAAAGAAGAAUAAUUAUAAAUUUUCAGACUCCGCUGGUCGCGCAACACCCAAUGACGCCAUUUUUCGUUGGCUGGGCCACUCUGCGGCGGCGACCACGAGCACGACGGAUCUCGCUCAUAUUUUACCACCACUAUUAAAUAAAAAAUCGGAUAAAUUCUGUGCCAACAUUGACGUUGUUGAGCUCUUCUCGACAAUCGACCGUCAGUCGAAGAUUCUUCAUUGCAAAGGGUAGUUCUCUGAUUCCAGCAGCAAUUGAAGAAGCUAUACCUACUCUAAAGGCCCAAGAAAAUAAAGUAGAAAAAAAAGAAGAAAAGAGCAAAGCGAUUUAAUCAGGAAAAAGAGGUAAAGCCUACUUUCUGUCAUUAUGGAAACUUCAGAAUCGCAGUACCCUACAAAUGAUGUUAAAUCUGCAAUUUCACCAAAAGACGAUGAUCGAAAUGAUGAAACAAUCAAUGAAGAAAAUAAUUAUCCACAGCGUUCACAAAGUACUUCAUCGGAUGAAGAAGACACCGAAAACCCACUUACUAUUAUAGAUCAAAAAGAUGAUGAAAUAGAAGAUCAGCAAAAGGAAGAAAUAACAGAUCCGCAGGAAGACGAAAAAACAGAUCAGCAAAAUGAAGAAACAACAGAUCAGCAAAAUGAAGAAACAACAGAUCAGCAAAUUGACGAAACAAUAGAAAAACAAAAUGAAGAAACGCCUGAUCAGCAAAAUGAUGAAACAAUAGAUCACCAAAAUGAAGAAACAACAGAUCACCAAAAUGAAGCAACAACAGAUCGGCAAAAUGAAGCAACAACAGAUCAGCAAACCGAAGAAAUAACAGCUCAUCAUAAAGAAGAAACAUCGGAUCAGCAAAAUGAAGAAACAACUGAUCAGAAAAAUGACGAAAAAGAAACACAUCAAUCACCAAUGGACAUACACCAAGGCGACACACAGGAGACAAAUAAUGAAGACGGAAAUUCAACAAAAGACGAAUUUCCCUCAGCUCAUCAAGAUUCUUCUGAUACAGAAAAGGAUGUGCAAAAAGAAAAUGAUUUAAAAACAGAAAAUGAUUUUAAAAUAGAAAAUGAUUUCAAAAUAGAAAAUGAUUUAAAAAUUAUUGAAACGCCUGUUCUCAAAGUAAAUGGUAAUCAUUCACUUUCCUUAAACGACGAAGAUACUUGUUCAUCAACUACUUCAUCAGCAUCAUCACAUAACUUAGUAAUAGAUCACCCAUUAGCUGAGGAACAACCUCCAGUGAGUUUACAAGAAAAUAGUCUGCCCGAUGUUCCAAAAGUAACUGGAUCAAAGACGUUGAAAAGAAAACUGAGCCCCUGUGAAAAUGACUCACCCCAAUAUAAACAUAUUCACUUAGAUACUACAAUUAUUCAAAAAAGUCCACACAAAGAGGAUAAUCAGCAGGUAAAUUCUAUGUUAACUGAGGAACAAAGAGGUUCAAUUACUGUUGAAAAUCCGCCUCCACCACAAUACUUUUGGGAAAAAAGUAAUGAAACAGCGCAUUUUCCAAAAGAAGAACCACAACAGGCAAUUCCACAGUAUCCGGAGUAUCCGGUUAAAUUUGUUGAAGAACGCGUUGCCCCUUUAACGUUUACGCAACAAAUAAAUGUUCUUUGCCAAGAACCCAAUAGCGUUACUCUGAAAGAAAAGCCACCACCUCCGUAUGAAUCGUAUUCUGGAUAUCAAAGUAGUAAAGCUGUAUCGGAUAGUCUAAACGAAAUAACAGCUCCUGCUAAAUUCUUAUCACCUCAAACCUAUGGACCAUAUCCUGUCUAUACUAGCAAUAACGUACCAUCAACGUCAUUUGCGACAGAAAUAUCUCCUUUGGUUUUAAAACAACUUCCACCACCACCAGAUCCUUAUACACGAGUUACUCCGAUCACAUCUGUUAAAGAAUCAAACCAACCAAUUGGUUCAUAUGAGCUCUAUACAACACCUGCUGGCAAAAGUUUACCCCCUCCUCAGUUAAACUUUGAAUGUUUCAAAUGCAAAAAUGCUGUAUUUGAAAGUUUCUCUCAACUACGAGAACAUCACAAGUCCUGUCUGUUCAGAGAUAGUCCUAAAAAACUGGCACAAAUCACUUCGGCUACUCCUGCCGAUAUGAUUGUGAAUGUAAAAGAAAAGACUGUUGCAUUACCUAAUGCUCCUGGCCCGCUUGAACAGACAAGUUCGGUGACGACAACAACAGCGACGGCGAAAAAACGUUUCUAUCUUUGCUCAUCCUGCGGUACCUAUCACGAGAACUGGAAUCUUUUCUUACACAUCCGCGAGAUACACAACCGUCAUGUAUGUCUGUAUUGCAUUCGAUUGUUUCCCACGGCGGAAAAACUUUCGCUGCAUCUGGAAAUCAAACAUGAUCUCGAACAGAAUCACUUCAACUCUGAGGAAAAACUUCGCAGUGUGUCGAAAGGUGAUGGUAACUCCCGUUUCCUAAUGUGUUGCACUUGUCAGCAUGUUUUUUCCGAGCAUGAAAGAUUCUCAGAUCACGUGUGUACAGAGUACAUACAGCCGUGCUCACUGUGUGGCCAAAAGGGACGACAUUUGAGCAAUUGCAAGGCUAAUCCAGAAAAACGACCGAAAGCAAAGAGAAAGACAAAAGCAAUAACUGCUCCUCCGCCUCCUACACCAGCACCGGUAACAAAAGUAAUUUGUAAAAUACCUAAAACUUCAACAACAAUGGCAACAUUUUCGACACCUGGGCAAGUGGGUGAUAACAAAUUAAACAACAACAACCAGAUGGCGUUACCCACGUUACCUCUUACCCUACACACCAUGCCCACUCCGCUUGAGUUCUCUAAACAAAAUGGAUACACGGAGAUGCCUGUUCAACAAGCAGGUGGCGUUGGUUAUGCAAGAACGAAACCACCAUCGGAGCACUUCAAUUAUCAUUCCGAUGAUAGUACUAAUAUGGUGAUUGAUGAAACUUGUAGUACCAACAACUACUACAAUCAGAUGCCAGCUAUCAAUCCAUUCAAGGCUUUGGACGAGCGAGAACGACAGGAGGCAGUGCAGAAAAUUGCUGAAAUUAAAUCUACACUACCGCCUGAUAGAGUUGCUGAAGCAAUACCCGAACCUAAGCCUCUAAUUGUUCCGAAAAUGAAGCUUUGUGUACCAAAAGAGUUUCAAAAGGCUGUCGAUAUGGAGGUAUCUUCAACAGAUAGCAACGACGAUGAUGAUCAAGAGUUUGACGGAGAACAAGAGUAUCUUGAAAACUCGAAAUCUGUGUCGACUGUUGAAAAUAAUAGGACAGCAGACAACCCAGAGGGCAAUAAUUCGAGUUCUGCUGAUGAAAAAGAUAGUGGACAGGAAGAUGGUGGUGAACUUGAUUCCAAAUUAGAUAGAAUACUUAAAGCAAUUGAAAAGACUCAGUGUGAAAUUCGAAGAACAAAAGAAAAGAUGAUGAGAACUUCACCUGCAGUUGUUGAGCAUGCAAACGAAAACAAUUCCUCAGUUGAAGUUGUUGCUGUAGAACCAGUUCAGCCUGAAGUUGUUGCACCGGAAGAACCAGUUCCCGAUGAAGUUUUACCACCAGAAACAGUUCCCGGAGAUAUUUUACCACCAGAACCAGUUCCGAUGGAAAUGUCUCCAGUAAAUCCAGUUCAAGAAUCUAAUCAAGAACCUGAAGAACGACCCGCAACUCCGGCAGAGUGUGUAUCGGAUUUAGAAAAUUCGAACAUGAGUCCCAUUUUGAAGAAUGAAACUGAAAGUUGGGCAACUCCAGAGCGUGAAAUGAACACGCCAACUCCUCCUCCAACGCCUAAUUCAGCUUGGCCUUCUCCCUUUUUUCAGCCGGAAGAUAGUCCAACCGUCUUGCAGGCUGUUUCUGAGCGUGAAAACAUCGAAAACAUGGAGAAAGAGUGCGAACACGUAAAAGAGCAAACUUCCGAAACAGAGAAAAUGACCAGCUCUUCAGAACUGGAUGUGGAAACCAUUCAAAAUCAAGAGGAAUCCACAAUGGAUAUCGAAGAAAAGUCAAAACAAACACCUCCAAACUCUUCGCCUUUGCAAGUUAUGGAUUUCAGUCCCAUCAUUGAUGUAGAGAAGAAACUCGAUGAAACAACGACGACAGAAGAACGCAGUCAACUAACACCAGAGAUCGACGAUGAGGACGAGGAAAUCGAAGUGGUAAAGGAACACGUACCACCAGCUGAUGGAAUCGAAGUAGCUAGUGAUGAUAUAUUAAUUACCGACCUGCUGCUUGACCGGCCGAUUGAAAAAUUCGAAAUAAUAGAAUUUGUUCGAUUGUGUGUGAAAGCAGUGUACUCUUUGUGUCUGUAUUGCAAUCAUGCAAGGCGCAUUGCAGUUUGUGGUCAUAGCUUGGUCCUCCAUCUGCUAGCUCAGCAUCGUUUUUCUGCUACAGUCGAUUCAAUCACAGCAGAAGAACUUCUGCCUUCGACUAUUGUGUCAAAGUUGAAGAGCUUUCUGCCUGACUUGGAAGAGCACUAUUUCAAUUUAGAGAGUUACUCUACUUGGCCGCCCAAAGAGGACACAACAUUAAUUCGCUGCAACGAGAGGAUUUUCGAGUGUUUUCAGUGCAGGUUCUCAACGAGAAUGCACAAGGACCUGUAUUUGCAUAACAGAAAAAUGCAUCUUAAAACAGCCAUUCUUUGUUUUAUGUGCCGGUCGAAUUUCUUCAGUUUUAGUGAAAUUUUGUGUCACAUUUGUCCAGGAACACCAAACAAGGUAACAAUGUUUGACAUCAAAUUUCGAUGCUGUUUGUGCGAUGUCGAUGGAAUACCCUCACCAUUCCGACUGAUGGUGCAUCUGAGGAAAAAGCAUUUCGCAUGUGACAUUUGUUUGGAGGACUGUCAUGUACAAGCUAAACUCUCCAGUCAUGUCUGGAAGCAUAAACUUCAUCAUUUGUGUUAUCGGUGUGGAAUUGCAUAUCGCAACAAGAUGGACAUUACAAAACAUCUAUUUUGGAAGCACGGAACUGAAAGCAUCAUUUGCAAACGAUGUCUACAAAAACGCUGGCGUCAUGUGUAUCACUUUUGUGUGCCUCCUUCGUCGUUUACAUGUGAUGUUUGCAGCUUGUGUUUCUCCAAGGCAAUCUAUUUAAAAGUCCACCAACGAGAACAUACGGGUGACUUCCGGUAUCCUUGUACUGAAGAUAAUUGUGAGGAGAAAUUUGUUUCAAGAAAAUUGCUGCUUAAGCAUAGCAUAAAGCACGGCCCUCCUCCUGAAAUCAAGCCCGAAGAAGAGAAAGUAGAAAAUGAGGAGAAUAACAAAUCUGAAGCAGAGGUCGAAGUGAAAGAAGAAGAAACUGUCCAGCAAGAAGAGAAACCUUUACCUGUUGAAACAGCUGAUGUUAAGGAAGAGGAGAAAAAGUCUGAUGACAAAAAGCCAGAGGAAACCCCUGAAGUUGGCUCAAAACGGAAAAAGAAAAGAAGUCGCAAUAAAGAAAGCUUAGAAGAUCUGAAUUUGAUUGCUCCAAAUCUAUCGGAGAGCGACAGUAGCGGAGAAUCAGAUGUUGAAAGACCUAAGACUGAUGAUAAAGAUUCGCUGGUGCCAAAUGUUAUGCUUUCACCUCCAUCUGAAGAAGAAAAGGAUGAAGACAAAAUGGAGACAGCUGAUAAGGAUGCUGGAAAAAUCAUGGAUAUUUGGGAGAAUUUCAAAUCAUUCCAAGCCAGCCAGCAACCGAAAAAAGAUGAAGACGAUGACGAUAAAUCAUUCACAGAGAGUGAAUAUCCAACACCGAUUCUUCAUGUGGCCUCAUCGGAUCAUGAUUAUUGUGCAAUGUAUAAGGUACGAAAUCGAGUUGUAAUUGAAGAAAGGAAUUCGGAGAUUCCAGUUGAACCGGAGCCAGCCGAUGUAACGUCAGACACUGAAAGUAAAGUUCAAGAACUUAUGAAACGAAAUGAGUCGAUUUCUCCGACUAAAAAGAAAAGGAAAUCUACUGGCAGUAAUUCGUCUUCAAGUGGUUCAAGUUCAGAUACGAGCUCUAGGUCGAGUUGCUCUUGCAAAACUAAUUGUAGUUGUUCAAGUAGCAGCAGUGGAUCGGGAAGUAGUUCUAGUUCGGAUGAUAGCGAUAGUUCCACGUCGGAAGGACGUCGGCGAAUAUCUAAAAAGAGAGAAGAAAGAGCUGAACGAAAUCGGCUCAAGAGUGAAUGUUCCCAGAAGGUUAGUAUUUCUGAGAAUGUCGAUGUUGGAGAAGCUAAUGAAAAGGAGCCUGUCAUCCCAGUUGUAAUAAAGGAAAAACUGGAGCCUGUUUUCAUUGAGACUGACUUGGAGACCGCUGAGUCAGAGACAGAUGAAGAAUUCUAUGAUGAACAUCCUCAAAAACUUGCCUCCGAAAUGUUGGCAGAAAAACGACUUCAAUUGCAGGAACAGAUGCGCCUCAGUCCAUCACACAACUUUGACAUAAUGGAGAAUAGUAGACCAUCGACUCCAUCACUUCCAGAGGAAAUGUUAAAAGAGAAAAAAGUCAAACUUAAAAAGAAGAAACGUGACCGUAAGUCAUCGUGCAAGUCACAAGCAGUUCCACCCAUUAAACUGAAUUUGUCGAUCAACAAAGUGGAGAUUUUAAACAAUGAGUCGGUGAUUCGAAAUCAAACGACAAUGCAGGUUCCUGAAGUUGAUUUGAUUCCUCCAUAUGAUUUGAUAGCUUCGCCUGGAGUGGCAGAGCCGCCAGUUGCCCAACAGCCAGUCUCAGUCUCAACGCCGAUUAUUCAAAAUCACACAGUGAAGCCUGUUCCAUUCUUCCAUACUCGAAUGAGUGAGGGAAGUAGUUGUUCAGAUGCCGAUAGUUCCCUUAAAAGAUCACAGCGUGCACGACGUCCGAACAAGUUCUAUGGUUAUACAAGUGACGAUGAAAAUAUGCCAGGCACUCCAUUGAUGAUCGGAACUAGAACAUUCAAACCACAACCGCCCCCGCAGCUAACUUGGAGAAAGGAAGACCUACCAGCUCCUUCGAAGAGUAUUCUUUUGAACAAGCAGCCUCGAACUCCAAAAACGCCCGCUGGUCAAAAAGGUCCAACAAAGAAACGAAUGCAUCAGAAAACAAACAGUGCAAAAAAGAAACAGCAUCGAUUGCCUCCCAUACCUACGCUGAAGAUUCGGCCUCCGAAAUUCAAUAAGCCACCGUUUGUGGCAGUUGCUUUGCCUCCACCUCCUCCGCCACCGGUUGCAACAAAUCAAUCAUAUUCUUCAAGUCGAGAUGAAUCGGAUGAUACUGAUAGCAGUGAUGAGGAUUUAGAACUUCCAGCAGCAAACACUGUGCCAGCGGCAUCAGUUGUCCCAACGUGGAAUCCGACUCCUGCACCAAUGGUUACAGAAGCACCAGCACCACCCCCUCCACCACCUCAAGCAACGGUGUUCAAUCAAAAGAUUCCGCCAGCUUUGCUGCCCAAUCCUGAUUUUGCCACCAUUCAGUAUUUCAAGCGUAACAACAUACGCUAUCCAAUAGCACCGCCAGCUGGUGCGAGACAGCCGCGUGAUGGAGAGAGUGUCUAUUGCUAUUGUCGAUGUCCUUAUGAUGAAGUUAGCGAAAUGAUUGCAUGUGACGGAGAAAAUUGCUUGAUCGAAUGGUUCCAUUUCGAGUGUGUGGGGAUAAUGGUUGCACCACAAGGCAAGUGGUUCUGCGCCGAAUGUCGGCCAAAAUAUUCCAAUGAACUGUAUCCGCAACUGUCGUAAUGUAAAUCUAUAAUAUGGGGACAGAUUUUGAGAUCAAUAUCAUACGCAAUGUCAGCAAAGACAGCAUUUGGAACCUUAUUAUGCUAUCGAUUUGUAAAUUAUAUAUUCAGUGUUAAGCUUAAAUCAGAAACAUUAACAAGAAAAAAAGAAAGAAAAGUAUCUUUUAAAAAAAACACACACACACACUUAAGAAAUACGCUUAUUAAUUAUAAAUUAAUCUUUAAACUAUUGUGUAAUAUAAUCUGGAAGUUUAUAAAUAUAAAAUUGAGAAAACUAAAAAAAAUCAUCAUUAAAUACAUUAGAAGAAAUAUAGUUGAAUUAUUAAUAAAUAAUUAUUGUGAUUUCAGGAAAUUAAAACAAAACAAAAAAAGAGCUAAUUUUGUUGUUCUUGUAUAUAUGUAUUCAAAAUCUUUAUAAACUAGAUUCUAUGUACAAUUUAAAAUAACUUUAUAAAUAUUUAAAAAAAAUAGCUCAUUAUAAUUAUUAUUAAUAAUAUUAACGUAUAAGUAGACGUUUAAGGAAUUAUGUUGAGAUGUUUAACACACAUCUCAAUUUACUAGUUUUUAUGUUUAGUUGUGUACGAUAUUCAUACAUAUAUAAUAUAGGUGUAUAAACAUGGAUGUGAUUCUAUUAGUUAUUUCAGUAGACCGCAAAUUAUCCGACUUAAAUUUUUUUAUUUUACAUUUUUUCACAUAAACAAGGAAAGAGUUUUUUCUCAAUUUUUAUUCAAUUCAAACAUGUCUGUGAAUUAUUACAAAACAAAUAAAUUAUUAUAAUCUAAUAGUUAAACAAGAAACUAAUAAUUAUAACAACAGUUUAAUGUAUUGUUAAAUUGUUCUUGUUCUCUAUAAUGGAUUAUGUCAAAAAUAUAUACUGAUAUACCCUACACAACAAAUAAUAAAAAAAAUGAAGAAUACAAUAAAAUACAGAAAAAUACUAUUUGUGCACGUUUUAUUUUUAUAAGGUCGUCGUAGGGUUUCGAACCAAGGUUAAGAUAAGAAGAGUGUUGGUUUUAAAUACAAAUCGAAAAAACGUAUUGAUUAGCAUAAGCAUAUUGGGUCAUAUGCAAAAAGAUGAGAUGGAGCCCUUUUUUUUUCCUGUUUUGAGAACUUUCUUAAGGUGGCAUGUAAAAAAAUAUAACUAGUCUAUUUAGAUAUCAUAUGUUGACCUCAAUAUUA
Messenger RNA from Episyrphus balteatus (marmalade hoverfly), 9426 nucleotides. RefSeq lists its product as uncharacterized. NCBI's taxonomy places the organism in Eukaryota, Metazoa, Arthropoda, Insecta, Diptera, Syrphidae. The transcript is spliced from 4 exons. Bases 986 to 8248 code for a protein of 2420 amino acids. The record is from RefSeq and is a predicted model, not a curated record.